Carassius auratus (goldfish) is the source of this 2451-nucleotide messenger RNA. RefSeq names its product leucine-rich repeat, immunoglobulin-like and transmembrane domains 2 (gene lrit2). Gene Ontology annotation, molecular function: protein binding. NCBI's taxonomy places the organism in Eukaryota, Metazoa, Chordata, Actinopteri, Cypriniformes, Cyprinidae. Bases 23 to 1816 code for a protein of 597 amino acids. The record is from RefSeq and is a predicted model, not a curated record. The transcript is spliced from 3 exons.
UCCAACCAGUCUCUCACGGGGUAUGUCAAGGAUUACUGAUAAUAGGCUUUGCUCAACUCUACCUGCAGUCAACUCUACCUGCAGUCAUGUCAAGAGCAGAAACGGAGCAGAUAUAAUGUUAAAGGAGACUAUGGAUGCAUCAAUUAUAUUUCGUUUGAUUGUUUUCUUUCUUUUAUUAAAUCCUAUCAGCUCAGAGUGUUUUCCAGGAUGCUCCUGUGGGACUGACCGUUAUGGGAGGUCACUCACGUGUAUGGAAGCGCCAUUGUCCGGCAUUCCUGAGGACAUACCGGGAGAUUUAACUAAAAUCCGAAUAGAGAAAUCACUGCUAAGUGAGCUACCAAAGGCAGCGUUUUCCCAUGUUAAGUUGCUAAAGCAUCUCUGGCUGAACUUCAAUGACAUCGCCAUCAUAAAUAUCAAAAGUCUGGAAGGUUUGGGCAACUUGACGGAACUCCGGUUGCAGGGUAACAAACUGCGAUCAGUACCAUGGACAGCGUUUGAGGAAACCCCCAACCUGAAGAUCCUGGACCUGAAGCACAACCGCAUCGACGCCCUCCCGGAGCACGCGCUAAAGUUUCUACCAGGCCUGACCUACUUAGAUCUGUCCUCCAAUCAACUCUCGGUCAUUUCUAAAGACGUCUUCCUGAACUGGCCUCUCUAUCACACAGAAAACCAGCACGAGCGACCUAUUGCGUCCAACGUUGUUCUGGCGCUUCACGACAACCCGUGGCUAUGCGACUGUCGCCUGGGAGGCUUCAUUGAGUUCAUCAAAUCUCUGAGUCCACCAUUCAUUCUAAUGAACUCAUAUUUGACAUGCUCUAGCCCCGAAUUCAAGGCAGGGAAAUUUUUCCAUGAGGUCGAUCUAAUGACGUGUGUGAAGCCUGAGGUCAGCUCCCCAGACACCAACAUCACCGCGCCGUUAGGACGGAACAUCACGCUAACAUGCUUUGCCACGGCCAGACCUGAACCUGCUGUUCGGUGGAUAUAUGGUCUUAAGAUACUAAGAGGAUUUCGUGAGAUUCAGAGCCGUGUGGAUGAGGACACCAUCAAGUCUCAGCUGAUCAUUCCUUCGCUCCAUCUGGCCGAUCGAGGGCUUUACACCUGCACAGCCAACAACUUCAUUGGCAAUUCCUCCAUCAGUGUUUUACUGGAUGUGAAGUCUCCGGAAGGCUCAGUGUCUCAUUCUCCAGGCUUCCCUGCUGCCAUCGCUGAGGAAAAUGUUUACAUUGAUAUCCGUAUUGCCAAGCAGACAGUCUAUGGCAUCACAAUCGAGUGGCAUGCUGUGACAGACAAUCCAGCUGAAACCUGGUUCACCAUCCAUUUUGGCCGAUAUGACACACCAAAGAAGGAGCAGAUAUAUAUUGGGCCAGGUAUCAACACAUACUCUGUCACAGACCUGCUACCAGCCACUAAAUAUGAAAUCUGUGUCACUCUGAAAAACCAGGCUCCUCGGAAUGGCCAGUGCAUUGUAUUUGUGACAGGCAGUGAUUUCAAUGAAAUGCAACAGAGAGAGAAGCUCAUUCAUAUUAUCAUCAUUGUACUUGCCAUGGUGCUGGCUGUGCCCGCGGGAAUGUAUGCCUGUACCACCGAUGCCAAGUUCAACUGCUUUGAGCGUUGCACGGAGAUGUGGAGAAACAGGAGACAAUCUGAACGCUCUCACACAUCUGAUGAGAGACAGGGCACAUUUGACAGUCUCCAAGCUGCCAGUGAUGAGGGCCUCUGCAAGGAGUCCAGCAAAGAGCGGAAAGCCAGACGAAGGUCUGCUGAAAAGAUACAGAAACUAAAGAAUGAACGGAGACCAACAGCUGAGCUUUACUGACACCACACACUCAAAGACAGCUAUAGACUCAUUAAUACCCAUGAAAGGAUUCAGACAAGCCUCCAUUUUAAUUACAUUGUGACAUUUAUCCAGCUUGAGUGGAGAUCCGAGUAAAGUUAAUAUGCUUAUUUUGGAUGCAACAGUCUUCAGAAGAGAGUCUCAUUUGGUCAUGAGCUCAUGGAUCAGUUGCUGCUGGACAGGGUUUUCCUAACAAACUGGUAAAAUCUACCGAAUAAAAGCAAAGACCAUUAAUACACUGAAUCUCUAUUACAAUUAUUAUCAGAAGAGAACAAAUGCACUUUGACAGCUCGUGACAAUUAGUAGUGCCCAAAACAUGGACGACAUUCAUAAUUCAACUACUGUAUAUAAAAUGUCAGCUUGUUAUAUGUAUACUUGUAUGAUUGUUAAAUUCAUUGGCAUGUUUUAUGUAACAGAUUUAUUUUAAUGCACAUAAUGCGAACACAGGAGUAAAAAAGCAGAUUAGGAUUUUUUAUGCCUGUUCAAUAUCAGUUCAAUCUAACAGUGGACCAAAUUCUUAUCUUAAAAUAGACACAGGUGUCAGCCAGCAAGCCUUUUGACGAGCACACUGAAAAUGUCAUAUACAGACAAUGAACACUAAACAAUGACUGAUAUAC